AGUCUAAACCCCCGGAGAAGGGCGAGAAAGAAAGGCAGGCAGCAUUAGGUUCCCAGCCACCUCGAUGCAGCAGCAAAUACGGCGAUGCGGCGCCGUCGCCUUCGCCGCGCUCCGGCGGGUCCGCCACUUCCCUCACCCCACCGUCGCCGCCGCUGCACCUCCUACGGCGGCGUGGAGACGCCCUUGCACUCCCCGCCCGUACUCCACCGCCGACAUGAGCCACCAGCUGCCUGCAAACCUGGUACAGAUCAUGGAGCAGAGAAUGAGAUUGAUAGAGCAGAAGAGUGCAUACCUCCAGGAGCAAAUCAACCAGCCGGCUGCCUCACCGGAGGAAUACUCGAGGGCUAACAAGGAGUUCCACAAGCUGGAGAGCACCAUUGAAUUGAUCAAGGAGCUGCGAUCAAAGCAGAAGGAAAUUGAGGGAUUGACAUCCUUGGUGACAAACUCCGUUGAAGAGAAAGACAUGCGUGAAAUGGCAGCUGAGGAGCUCCUUGAGGCUGUUGAGGAGGAGAAACGACUGCAGCAUGAGUUGUUCAGAACUUUGCUUCCGAAAGAUGAAGCUGAUGAGAGGGACUGUAUAUUGGAGGUGCGAGCAGGAACUGGAGGAGAAGAAGCUUCUUUGUUUGCUAUGGAUAUAUUCAAAAUGUAUGAGAAGUAUUCCCAAAAUAAUGGGUGGAAAUUUGAUACUAUUGACAUAAUGGAGUCUGCUGUAAAAGGAUACAAGGAAGCUAGUGGGACCAUUUCAGGUCCUGGGGUAUACGGGAAGCUUAAAUUUGAGAGUGGCAUUCAUAGAGUUCAGCGAGUUCCAGUAACUGAGAAAUCUGGACGUGUGCACACUAGUGCUGUAUCAGUCGCUGUUCUUCCUCAAGCUGAUGAGGUUGAUGUCCAACUGCGUAAUGAGGACUUGAGAAUUGAUACCUACAGAUCAGGUGGCUCCGGAGGCCAGUCUGUCAAUACGACUGAUAGUGCUGUUAGGAUAACUCAUCUUCCAACUGGAACAGCGGUUGCAAUACAAGAUGAGAGAUCACAACAUCAGGUUGGAAAGCCAUGGGUUUCCCUUUCAAGUCAGAAAAUAACAAGGCCAAGGCUCUCAAAGUUCUCCGGGCAAGACUAUAUGAAUUGGAAAGGCAUAGGCUCCAUGCAGACCGGUCGAAGCUCCGAUCAGAGCAGAUUGGAAGUGGUGACAGGUCCGAGCGCAUCAGAACAUACAACUUCCCACAAGGACGUGUCACCGACCAUCGUGUCGGGGUCACGCACCACUCCAUAGUGGACGUCAUGGAGGGAGAGAGCCUGGACGUCUUCAUCGAAGCGCUGCUGCUGCAAGAAGAGAUGGACGCAAUUGCUUCGUUUGCUUCAUGAGCCCUAAUUUUUGUGGAUUUCUUCCUGGAGUGACAAACCACAUCAUAAACACACAGAACACUGAACCAACGAAGAGAGGAAACUUUAGGAUUCACACAGUGUAUUGUUCGGCUGUUCUGAGUUGACAUGUUUCUCCGAUCCUUGUUAUCUCGGGUUAUGGUCUUACGGUCAUUUGCUGUCUUGUCAUUGUUUUGUGACUGACUGUUGGUUCUGAUAUUUUUCCCCGUGUAAUUUUCUUUGGGGUUACUCCCAGAUUUUCUGCGGUUACUUCUUUAUAGCAAAAAAAUGCCCUGGAUCUUUGGCCACCUUUGAACUGAAUUGAAAUGCUAAAUUCUCUUAAGAAAACUA
Molecule: messenger RNA, 1707 nt
Organism: Triticum aestivum (bread wheat)
Lineage: Eukaryota; Viridiplantae; Streptophyta; Magnoliopsida; Poales; Poaceae
Product: peptide chain release factor 1, mitochondrial
Exons: 11
Coding region: 65-1267 (400 amino acids)
Biological process (GO): translational termination
Molecular function (GO): translation release factor activity, codon specific
Source: RefSeq, a predicted model, not a curated record